Molecule: messenger RNA, 775 nt
Organism: Sardina pilchardus (European sardine)
Lineage: Eukaryota; Metazoa; Chordata; Actinopteri; Clupeiformes; Clupeidae
Product: inositol 1,4,5-triphosphate receptor associated 2-like
Exons: 7
Coding region: 110-775 (221 amino acids)
Cellular component (GO): endoplasmic reticulum membrane
Source: RefSeq, a predicted model, not a curated record
UUUUGGUCUGUUGGACUACUUUCUCCAUGCAGAUGCUCAACGAGAGGGCCUGGCUGCUUCCCUCAACAGGCUCUCUAUCCUGGAGCGUCUUGGCCCAGCCAGUGAUGAGAUGACUGAAGGGGAAGUGGAGAGUGCAUUCUCCCAGCUGACUCUAGCCUUCCGCUGUGACCAGUACACACUGAGCCAGCGUCUGCAGGCAGAGGAGCAUGCUCGCAACAAGGCAGAGGAGAACCUGCAGCUGGAGCUGCAGAGGGGCAAAGAGGCGGUGGAGGUGCUGAAGGAGAUGUGUUUGGACAGCAAGCGCUAUACAAUCCUCCAGAAGCUGGAGUUUACGCUGGAUAUCCUGGGAGGAACUGUCGAUCAGGUGGCCAGAACGGCUGAGGUGCUGGGAGCUGCUCACCAGGAGGCCAAAGUGAGCCGUGCGGUGGAGCUGAUGGUGGCCCACGUCGACAACCUGCGCCAGCGGCACGACCGGCACUGCGCCGAGCUGGAGGAGACCAAGAAGCUGAUCACCAGUGUGCCCACUGACCAGCCGCUGCCUGAGCUCAGAGAGGAAAUUGAAAUGCGUCUAAGGACCAACAAAGACAUGGGAAAGGAGACCAAGAAACUGAAAGACAAAGAGAGCCUGAAUGAAGUGCUGUCCGAAGAGAGGCUCACUAAACCACCAGUGACCCAGCCCCAGUGCUCUGAACCCAAGGCAGCCAGUAAACCCAACAUGGAGGAAGAGGAGUUUGUAUCAGUGGCAGAGAGGUACUGGAAUGGAGGCCUUCGGUGA